AUGAAAAAAAGAGAAAGCAAAAUGAAAAUCUUUGACCAUCACAUUUUCUCUCUCUGCCUCUCCGUUUCUUUUGUUUAAUAUAAUUUAAUAAUCUUCUGCACCAUUUUCAUCAAUAGGCCCAACUGAAUUCUCUCUUACUAUCUUGCUGUCUAAAUACACAACACUAACAGUGAGGUAUCGCCAAGAAGGAAGCCUCCUUCCAUUGCAGACAGAGAUGGGUAGUAAGCAGCUGUCAUGGAUUCAUCUUAUCUUCAUUGUCCUAAACGUUGGAGAGUGCAAGAGGAUGGUGGGCGAAGCGUGUGACCCACAAGAUUUGAUGGGCCUGACCAGUUUCAGGGCGGGAAUCCAUGUCGACGUCUCCGGUCGACUGCAGAAGUGGGUGGGUCACAACUGCUGCAAGUGGGAAGGUGUCUACUGCAACAACAAGACUGGGAGAGUGACUGAAAUCCGGCUUCCAGGUUUCAUCUCCACGAACGACUUCAUCGUUCAAACCAGCAUGGAAGGCCGGUUAUCUCCUUCCAUAACUCUUCUCACUUCUCUUCAAGUCAUCGACCUUGGUGGGCUCAUUGGUCUCGCCGGAACCAUCCCACCGUUGAUCGGUAACCACCUGAGGAAGCUCCGGAAACUCUAUCUCUACUGCAACAACCUCGGCGGCCCUGUCCCAGAAAGCAUCGGUAAGCUCUCGAGACUCGAAGAACUUCACUUGCACGAGAAUAAGUUAUCUGGGUCUAUCCCCGCAAGCGUUGGGAGGCUCCAAAAUCUCAACAGACUUCUUUUAUAUUCAAACAGGUUUUCAGGUCCCAUUCCUGAGUCUAUUACCAACCUAAAGAAUUUAUUGACUUUGGAUCUUCAUGGCAAUUCUCUAUCAGGGAAAAUACCUGAGAAAAUAGGGGCAUUACAGGUCUUACAAGAACUAGACCUUUCAGACAAUCUGUUGAAUGGGAAGCUGCCUCUGUCUUUAACCAACUUAACUGCAGUUUCAGUUCUGUAUUUGGAUACAAACUUGCUUGAGGGAGAAAUCCCAUUCCCUUCAAGCUCUGCACAAAUGCCUUCACUUAGCUUCCUCAGACUCCAUGAUAAUCGUCUAAGUGGUAGAAUACAACCCACCAUAGGGAAUCUGGUUUCACUCCAAAGAAUUUCAUUAGCCAAUAACAGGCUUGAGGGGUCUAUUCCUGCAACUCUGGGAAACCUGUUAGAUUUGACAGAGAUCAAUCUCAAUGUAAACAAGUUAUCAGGCCAGAUACCCCAGUCGAUUGGUCGACUCUCUCGGUUAAUGUUCUUGAGCCUGUCUAACAAUUUGAUUGAAGGACAACUGCCCCAUGAACUGUCUUCCCUCCAAAACCUUCAAGCCCUUGAUCUUUCCUUCAACCGUUUAAAUCUCUCGCCCAUUCCUAAAUGGCUGGGGGAAAUACCCUCCCUUUGCCGGAUAUCGUUGGCAGGGUUAGGAAUCCAAGGAGAAGUUCCCGAUUUCUUCCGAACAACUCCGAGUCCAAUACUUGAGUUAGACUUAUCAUCCAACCAUCUGACCGGAAGUAUUCCAGAGUGGUUGGGUGGCCUAACCAGGCUCUACUCGUUGAAUCUCUCAAGGAAUUCAUUAGUUUCAAAGAUCCCCGACACCAUCACAAGCUUACAAGACCUGGGUGUGCUCGAUCUUCACUCAAAUAAGUUAACAGGAUCCAUCGUUGAGGUUUUCAAGAUUGGCAGCAGGUUCCCUGAAGGAUCACUGACUUACGUCGAUCUUUCUCACAACAACUUCUCCGGGACAAUCGAGCAAGUUGGAGUAGGAGCACAAUGUAGCAUAAAAUAUCUCAACUUGUCACGUAACUAUUUGACAGGAAGAUUGCCAAUGUCUGUAGGGAAAUUGGGUUCAAUGCGGGGUUUGGAUUUAAGCUACAAUGAGCUGGGUUUCACAUUGCCAGAUUCUCUGGCCAAUGUAACCCCAUUAGAGAAGUUGAAGCUUCAGAGAAACAGAUUUUCAGGUCAGAUACCAAAUGGGUUAUUGAAGCUGAAAGAGCUGAAAGAGUUGGAUUUGUCAGAUAAUCUUCUAGUGGGAAAAAUACCAACCGGCAAGCCUUUGAGUGAUUUUCCUUGGAGUUCUUAUUCUGGAAAUAGAGGACUGUGUGGGAAGCCUCUUUCUCCAUGCAAAUCUUGAACUUUGAAUAUUUAUUCUUCAAGCUUAUUUACAUUAAACUAGUGUAAGAUUGGUUUGUUUGGAAAUCUCACAUUUUUCUGGAAAAAGAAAUUGUUAAUUAACCAACAGAGGAGGAGAUUUCUGGGUUAUUUGAAACCUAUGCAAGAACUGAUUUUAUCGAUCAAAAUUCUAUU
Messenger RNA from Nelumbo nucifera (sacred lotus), 2325 nucleotides. RefSeq lists its product as uncharacterized. The record is from RefSeq and is a predicted model, not a curated record. Lineage: Eukaryota; Viridiplantae; Streptophyta; Magnoliopsida; Proteales; Nelumbonaceae. Gene Ontology annotation, molecular function: protein binding.